Messenger RNA from Didymodactylos carnosus, 3627 nucleotides. The record is from the annotation of a GenBank genome assembly. Lineage: Eukaryota; Metazoa; Rotifera; Eurotatoria; Philodinida; Philodinidae.
AGGACCACCUCCCUGCUCUCAGAUGCUAGCUACGCCCUUGACUAUAUUGUAAAAGCGCUAACGACUUUACAUCUUGGAGAAAGUAUUAUUAGACUAUAAAAUAGUGUCUAGUAGCUCACUGUGUCACUGUGUCGCGAUUAAUAACGUGGUGUAAUUACAGAAAAAAGAGGAUUACUGCAUGACAUAUUGAUAACGUGUGAAAGCUUAUGUGAGGUAUUUUCUAUCAAGACAAUUAAAUGAAUUUUCUGUGUGGUACGUGAUAGUUGACGAUUUUUUUAAUCACGUCUGUUACAGAAGGCAAAUUUUUAUGAAAUAGCUGAGAAAAACAGGACUCGAUAAAAGUGCUGAAUAAAACGUAGAUUUAUUGAGAUUCAAGUAGAUACUUUAUCUUCUCGUCGAAUUGUCGCAAUAGGAAACAUAGAUAUCAAAAUUUGAACUUUUAUUGACACUGUCAGUCACACGGUGUUACAACUUUUCCUCAUACAUUCGAAUCCAUGAACUGUCAAUAGAGAUUUUUAUUGAUCGAAGUGUAUUUUACUGCAUUAAGAGAAAGAAAAAUAAUUUUACUUUUCGGAGUUCAAACAUAAACAAUUUACAAGUAGUGUCUUCUGACAAAACAUAACAUCUUCGUAAGUUUCAUGUGCUAUAGUGCGCGUCUGUUUUUUUACACUGCAAACAUAUUUACUUGAACAUUUACAAUGCAACCUUUGCUAUUAUCCCCAAAAGAGUAAAAACCUUAAAAUGGGAGUUUUAAUAUUAUCCUAAAAAAAUCUAGCAUCAGAAUCCUCUCCUAAACUGCGAACUGUCAUAUUAGUGCAAACUCCACGCACGCCGUACCAAAUAUAGUUUCGACACAUCAAAUAUAUAUUAGACCAUCAAGCUUUUUAGCCGUCUUCUUUUCUUGGCUUGUAUAUUAAUUCUCAGUUUAUCAUACAUGUCUAAACAGUAAAAAUGUAACCAUCGUACCUCUUAAUACUGAAUAAAAUACUGAGAAUAAAGACGUCGAGUCUCUAAUGACCAUUCGAAUGUAUCUAAAAGGCGUCAAGACAUAAAACCGUCGAACGAUUUUACGACUUUUUGACCUGAAUCCAAAAUAUGAAAGAGCUUGUAGACGGAAUGCAGGUAUCGUUACUGGAAAUAGUAGUACUGGAGUGUGUGACACAGUGAGCUACUAGACACUAUUUUAUACUCUAAUAGCUCUAUUAGUGACUAAUAGCGGAUACUUUUAUGUUUAAGUUAAUAUAUCCAGUAUAUAUCCAAGUCAAGAAUUUAUGACUGGGUUUCAACACAACAAACUAGCUUUUAAAUGAAACUUAAGAAUUCAGAAUCAGACCCGAUGGACUUUCAAGAAAGUCGACAAGUGUAUGCUAGAGAUGUUCAGGGUAGCUGUUUACGGAGCCCUGGCCCUACCCUGUGAAAAGUUUUUGAGCCCUGACCUUACCCUAUCCUUUGUAAAUUUGAGAAUUUUUCAAUUACAAUUAUUUCUUUAGUUUUUUAAAUCAGACAUUACUUAUCUAAAAGUAAUUAGAUAAGCAGAAAAACAAGGUAUUUCGCUCGAGAAAAAUAAUGAGAGUUUGAACUAAAAAAUUUUGUAAAAAGAUGAAAAUGUUGUUGUAUUCGACUUUUGUUUCAUUUCUUACAGUAUAGUAAAACUGCGUACAGCGUUAUUUUCACUUUUAUUUGGAAUGUGCGUCUUGAAAGACGUGUACAAAAAUUUUUUUGUCGUCCGAUUAUGAACUGAAUUAUUUGGAGAUCUGAGGGUGAGGCUGUGUAGGGUAAGGGUGAGUGGGGGUGAGGGUGAGAGUGAGCACUUGAUGCUGAACGGUCGUUAUUACUCAAAUACCGGUCGCUCAAAUGUCGGGGCGCUCAAGUGUCGGUCGCUCAAAUGUCGGUCGCUCAAAUGUCGGGGUCGCUCAAGUGUCGGUCGCUCAAACGUCGGUUAAUCGUAUUUCCUUCCCUUGUUGUGGAGUCCUGCAGGUUUAACAGUUUCGAUCCCAACCACGUCACGAAUCCAAACCCGAAAGAAGGUUUUCAAGAUCUCGAUGUCCUUCCUGAGUUUUCAAAACUAAAUCCACCCCCAAUCCUGUGUCCAGUCAGAAAAUUUUUUUCCAGUAAAGUAUGACUAGGAACAGAAAAAACUAACAAGUUAAUGUUUCUUAAGACAAAUUUGUCUUCAUUAAAAUGUUUCAACACAGGAAUAUCGAUCGCUAAAAAUACUGAUCAGUGAAAACAGCUAGAUGAAAAUGAUGAACAUGAAUAAUUAACAGCCAAGAAGCAAAAACUCAAUCAAAGUGAUAGUAGUUUUAGUAACAGUGAAAAUCAACAGGCUUAAGAAAAUACAUUUUUUGUAAUAUACGUUUAGCAGGCUCAGAAACAGAUUUUUUCUUAUCCUUAUCUUGAAUAAAAUAAUGUUACUAAAAAAAUAAUGCAUCCUUCAAAGAUGGAGCCUGAUCUCGUUCGAAUAAACUCAAACCAGCCCCGAAUCCGAACCCGAAAAGAGUUUUCGGGAACCCACGAGUUCGGGAUCGGGUUAAACCCGCAAGACUCCGCCUUGGAGUAUUUACAGGAUUGUAUUCUGAUUUUUACACUAUAUGUGAGCAGUCGAUGAUCGUCGCGAUCCUUAACCAAACACACAUUCUAUUAUGCAACAGAUGAUCAACCCUGUCUGAGGUGAAAGUUUCUACAUUUAACAUAAAAAUAAUAUUUACGCUACAAUAUAGAGGUUACAUGAAUUCACUAAACACAAAUGUUGUGUAGAUGAAGGUCAAGUGCAACAGUUUGCACCCCAUGCUCAGACUUUUCUUUUGAAAGCUUCAUGAAACUUUUUCUUAUCUAUUUUCAGGUCACUAUCUGUUGGAUAUACACACAUGUCCAGAGAUCGAUGAUAAAGUAGUCAAUAAAGAACCCAAAUCACUGUAUAUAGUGGAAUUAGAAGCAACACAAAUAGCACGCGAGAAAACUUUCUUAGGGUAUCCGCAUGCUAUACCGUCAAAAUCGCAAUUUAUCAGUGCCGGAUGGUUUUAUUGUGGCAGACAUGACCGUGUAUGCUGUAUCUAUUGCGAAAAAGUAUGUCACCAAUGGACAGCUCAUGAUGAUCCAUCAGCGAUUCAUCGACUUGUAUCGCCCAAUUGUCCGUACUUUAAAUCGAACAGUAACUCUGUCGCCAAGUUAAACAUCGUCACAAUUAUCAACGAAGAAAAUCAUUCAAAUUAUUCAAUUGAUGCAACAAUAUGUAAUGAAAUAGUAGCUAAUCGAAUUGGACAAUACUCAAGUAUACCAGUCCGUGUAAAAACAUUUGAUACUUGGCCUAGUGAAUUGAAAUCAAUGACUGAAGAUCUUGUUACGGCGGGCUUUUAUUCAACUGGAAUGGGAACUAUUGUUUGUUGUUUCUAUUGCAACGGUUCAUUAUCUGGUAUGGGUCAAAAUCAUAGUCCAAUGAUUGAACACGCAAGAUGGUAUCCCAAUUGUGAUUAUGCGCGACAGUUGUGUGGUACCGAUUUAUAUGAUCGAAUUCAGCAGCUGUACGGGACUCAUCACAGAGGUAUUAAUUUUGACUUUUCUGAUCAAAUUAUUUAUCAUUUAUGUAUCUUUAGGCCAAGACCAGCAACUGAGUGUGAAUUUAGUUAG